CCAGACUUGAAGUGGGCCGGAAGACAAAGUGAUCAUCGUUACUCAAGAGACGUCCACUUCUGCUUAAAUUAAGAUGCAGUGCAGCUGCAGCUCUUCAGUCGGACACCUUUCAUCACCUUACUGGAGCAGAACAGUGCUGUUUCCUGACUGGGCAUACAAACCAGCGUGGUCGCCUGGUUCCAGACAAGUUCAGCUGUGGCACUUCCUGCUGGAGCUACUGGGCCGUGGCGAGGGCAGCGCCAUCGGCUGGGGAGGGGAGUGGGGUGAGUUUGUCAUCAGGGACCCAGAGAGGUUGGCCAGGCUGUGGGGGGAGAGGAAGGGCAAACCGCACAUGAACUACGACAAGCUCAGCCGGGCGCUCAGAUACUACUACAACAAACGCAUCCUGCACAAGACCAAAGGGAAAAGAUUCACCUACAAGUUCAACUUCAGCAAACUCAUCCUGGUCAACUAUCCGGGAUACCUACCACCACCCAGCCACCAGCUGGUCCAAAGUGCCCCUCUUCCCUUCCCUCUCCUCCCUGCUGAGAGUGGCUUCCCUCUGAAUGGAGGAGCAGGGUCGGUGAUGGACAGAGUGGUCCAGCCUCUGCCUCACCCCCUCCUACUCCCGUGCUGCUUCACUAAACCCCUCCCAGCGCCUCUGGCCCUCAACGGCCCUUUCCCCUUCAUCACUACUCCUUCAUGUCCAGGUGUCAACGUGAAAGAGCAGAGGGAGUUGGGUCUAAAUUCAAAUGGCUGGUCUCACAAGAGCCUCACAGGGUGGGAUGUGAACCACCACAUCACCUGGAACCUGUUUGGAGGAGAGAAGCAGACUGAAAUUCGAGAUGAGAAAAAGAAAGGUGUGGUAGAUACAGAGUGAAGACAAGGAAACAAAUGGACUUACUUUCCUUCUUAAAAUUCUCUGUCUUUUUAUGUUUCUUGAUUUUAUUGUGUGGUAGUUUAUUUUCACUGUGAUCUUAAAUACACUGACUUUUAUUGCUAUUUAUUGAAAUGAAUUUAUUAAUCUUUUUUGAUAGAAUUAUUGAUAAACCCUGCUUUUUAUCUGCUAGCACUUCAUGCCCCCACAAGGGGAGCUGCACUUGUAAACAAUUAACAAUAUGGGACUUGUGUUUGGGUAAAUAAAGCAUUGCACUCUG
Messenger RNA from Melanotaenia boesemani (Boeseman's rainbowfish), 1136 nucleotides. RefSeq names its product ETS domain-containing transcription factor ERF-like. Bases 74 to 859 code for a protein of 261 amino acids. Gene Ontology annotation, cellular component: nucleus. Gene Ontology annotation, molecular function: sequence-specific DNA binding; DNA-binding transcription factor activity, RNA polymerase II-specific. Gene Ontology annotation, biological process: regulation of transcription by RNA polymerase II; cell differentiation. NCBI's taxonomy places the organism in Eukaryota, Metazoa, Chordata, Actinopteri, Atheriniformes, Melanotaeniidae. The transcript has 6 exons. The record is from RefSeq and is a predicted model, not a curated record.